UUGAUCGCGCUGCCUUCCUGACAGAGGGAGCAUGGCGGCCCCUUUCGGCCAGUGCCGCCGAUGGCUGCUCCACCCUCGGUGACAGGCAGGCAGGCAGUGAGCAGGUAGACGCUCAAUGAGGUCCCAGGGGAAGCCGAGCAGGAGACAUUACAAACGUGAAGCUUUUCUCUUUUACUUGACUUUUUUGCGCACAUCCUUCCAUUUAAGGAUUGCUUUUGAAGUAUCUGAACUUGUUUUAGUUUACCAACAAAUUUUUAAACCGCCUCAAAGAACUCGCUGAAGUUCAUUUUUAGGAAGUUUUUUUUUCUUUGCUUGCUUUAUGUUGUUUCAACUUCAAAAGGAUUUCGGCUUGGAAAUCAGAACAAAAAACCACAGUGGAAGUGACAUCGGACAGCGAUCCUGUGUUGGAUGCACGGAGUAUUUUAUCUUGGGCGCCAUGCGUGUAGUUUUGCUUCAGAAAUUACACGUGUUUUUUACACCCCAGCGAAGUGUCCUGCUAGCAGAUUUUCUGCAGCCUCUCUCGGACGUAAAAUAAAUUUACUGGCUUUGGUCGCUGUUUAGCUACAGAUAUUUCUGCCUUCUUUCUACCUGCCUAUUUCCCGGAUUCUCUUAUAUUUUGUUCGUGUCUUUUUUUCCUACCCAACGACAGCAUGCUCUCCUGUUCCCCCGGCUCUUACAAGGGACAAACCCGAAACUUAUAAAAUUUUCCCCCGCACUGGAAACACAUAGGUGGUAAAUUACUCAAAUCCCAAUGUCUGGAAGAGGGAAACGUCGUUGAAAGAAAUCCAAGAUAUCCUUGCGAUUAGACGUGUGUCAUAUACAAUAUGUCACAAUGGUGCAUUCUUCUUUCAUUUUAAAUUUACUGUGGAUUACAUGAAAUAAACAGGCUCGGAUGGGAUUGCUGUAAAUAGUCAUCUUGUACCAGCGAGCGAGAAGGGUUUGGAAGAUACAGAAAGUUGCUUUCGGAUCUGUAAAUGUCUGCAAGACAUAGCGACUAUUAAAAACAGAAGAAAUAAAGUUAGUGGAUAUUCUCCGAUCUGAGGAAGAAGAAUCGGGUGAGCAGAAGCGACAUGAAAGCUGGAAAUGCGUACAAUAGGGCGUCAGGGAGGAUCGGAAAAUCAAUGCACGCUUCUCGCUAGUUACAUUGUAUAGUUACAGCACUUCCUGUAACGAUAUCUGUUUAAAUGCAAUCAAAGCCUUUUCUCCCGUCUCAGUGGCAACACUUAGUAAGAGGGUAAAUCAGGUACUCUUGUUAGGUACUUUUUUUCAAAAUAUUUUUUAAACAAACUUCUGCUACUCUUGCCCCCGUGGAUUUGAAUUAUGCAUGCUGUAUUUCCUUCUAGAAAAGUUUAUAUUGUAUUUUAAAAUGAUGACCACUAUCAUUACAACUUUUUCUUAACUUAAUCAAGAAGGAGGUUGCAGAUUGGGGCCAUGCCAUCGGGAGCCAUGCACUCGUGCGCAUUUUAGAACCUGUGCAUGUGCGGCCGCAUUUUGGACAUAUAAGUUUGCAGGUUGCAAUCGCCUACCAGCCUUGGGGAGAGCGGAAGAUAGUCGGAGGGGGUUGCAUUUUUGCGGACUGCCUGCUUUGUACUGCGCACCAUGUGCCGCCGGAGAGCGCCGCCGCAGCCGGUGCAAUGACCGUGUCUCCGCGGCGACUGGCCGGGCUCUGGCCGUGGCUGCUCAUGGCGGCCCUGCAGCUGGUGCUGGGCCAGACCGGCCUGGAGCUGGCGGCGGCUGUGGAGUCGGAGCGAUCGGCCCCCAAAGCCGUCAUCAAGGUGACACCCCUGAAGCAGGAGCAGGCAGGGAAGCCCAUUACCCUGGAGGGGGUCUUUGCUGGGGCUGGGGUGAGAGGCCAUGCUGAAGGAAGGCUCAUGCAGUCCCACCCGCUGUCCCUAUGCAACACCAGCGAGGAUGAACGCCAAGAGAGCAUCUUCAUCAGCAUCGUCAAACUGGAGAACCCCGAGCACCAGGUGCCCCAGUGCCUCCCUCUGCUGGAGAAGGCUCGCCUAGCGCUGAAACGUGGAGCUCAGGCGGUCAUCUUUGACGUCACAGACGAUGCAGGUGCUGCAGUUGAGCUUCACGACUCUUUGGUCAGCUCAGACUUCCUGCUCAACCCCGUGGUGUUGGUCCAGGCCAAGGAUGCCGAGGUACUUAUGGGCCUGGUCAACAGGAACGAAGAAGCCAUGGUUCGCAUCGAAGUCAUGAUCGAGCCGCCCAAAUGGCCUCACUAUGACGUUGGAAUUCUGCUCACCGUGGUCUUGGCUGUUCUGGCCAUCAUCAUGAUCUUUGCUUUUCGGUACCGCUGCAAGUCCAACCGGAACUGGGACUCGGUUCACCAGCAGACUAUGCGUGCCAUCAGCCAACUAGAGACGCGUACAUACAGCUCGCAGGGCUGUCCUCCAAGCCAGCUCCACGGAGGCCACCGUGAGUCCGGCAGCAGCUCCGGUUCCAGUCCGAUGUGUGCCAUCUGCCUAGAGGAAUUCCUGGAUGGCCAGAACCUGCGCAUAAUAUCAUGCUCACACGAGUUCCACAAGGAGUGCGUCGACCCGUGGCUGCUGCAGCAUCGUACCUGCCCCCUGUGCAUGCACAACAUCAUGGGUGCAGAGCUGGCCACCCGUCAACCUCAGCGAAUGCGGCACCAGUACCCUGGACACCACACCCUACAGCCACACCCCAUCCCCUUUCCCAUUCCCCAUCAUUACCCCCGAGUACCCCCUGGCCAGUACCCCCCCCUACGCCACAUUGGCAGCUCUCCUCCACUGGACCCACGCGUCCUGCGCUGCCUGCAGAACCGACCUCUGGGUCCAGCGCCAGCCCACUUUGGGUACCACCUUCCUGAAGGUCAUGGGACUCGUCCUCACCGGACCGGCAGUGGCUGCCGGACAGGGAGGUACCUGAGCCAGGCUCACUCACACCGCACUUGUCAUGGCUACCGCCAGGGCUGCCCACCACCCCGCAGUGCCUCCAGCUCCCGGCUGCGGGCCUCAUCACCGCCCCGUGUGGCUGCUCACAGCCGGCAGGACGACGGCAGCUGUUCUGGGGGCAGCUACCACACCGAGCGCAGUGGCUACUUCCCAGACGGCCCAGCCAGUGACUCCAGCUCAGGGCCCUGUCAUGGCUCUUCCAGUGAUUCUGUUCUCAACUGCACAGAUGUGAGUCUGCAAGGUGUCUAUGGCAGCUGGUCCACUUUCCGUAGCUCCCUGAGCAGCGAUUAUGACCCUUUUAUGUACUAUGGACCGGGCCACACGCGCAGGGACAGUCUGGACGCCAGUGCUCGGCCCCGCUCUCUGGACUCGGUGGUCAAUCAGAGCUGCCCAGAAGAACAGGUGUUCAACCAUGUCCACUACCACCGUCACCGGCAUCACCAUUACGAGGAUGGCGACCACAGCCAAGGUCCCGACAGGGGUGUGGACGAGGAACGGGGUGCCACCCCUAGCCCUGGUGCCAACAAGGACUCUCCUCCAUGCCAGGUCAAGCACAAGUCAUGCCAGUGCCCCAAGCCGGACCCCUCAGACAGGCCCCCGCACUGGCCUGAGAAACCCGAGUGCGAGUUGUCUGACCCUCCCCUGGGACCCCCUCCCUGCUGCCACCAGGGUCCCAGUCGCCAUCACAGGCGGAAAAAGAGCACCUGCUUGCUGGAGGCCCCAGCCGUGCACUUCCACCAGAGCCUGGACCUACAGGAGGACUGCAGCAUCCACAUUCACUAUGGCCAGCCAGCCGGCUACUGCUGCCCCCCCGACAUGCCCCCACUACUGCCCGUCCCCCUCAUCUUGGACUCGGGGGGGAUGGGUGACUGGCCAUGCUGCGGGGGCCAUGUUGUGUGGCAGAAGCGGGUCCAGCAGGCCAGAUCAGAGCCGCAGCUGCAGGGGCCCAGCGGUCCCGUGGACAGGCCGCAAUGUAGGGGCCACCAGCCGGGUGCGGAGCUUGCCCCGGAUGUCUGCUUAUACUGCCAAACUUUACACAACAGUCAGGGUACGUGCUGCUGCAGCUUCUGCUCACAGUCCCAUUCAUGAAGAUUUCUGAACUGUCAGUCUGCGAGCCUUCAUUGGGUCCUACAUUAAUGAUUAAAUUCAAAAUCCACCCUUGUGUUUCUAUUCUUCCGCAGGAUCAGAAGAGGAGUCUGGUGUGUGAAUAUGAGAUGUAUCCCAAUGUCAUGCUGCUACAAGGAGCCAGAAUGGACAAACAUAGCUACAGUAUAACACAAAAGUCUUCCAGAUAAUUCCAGAAUGUUCUGUCAGAAAUUUUCCAGCUCCUCCCAGUUCCAGAGGCACCAAUUAGACCUUUUCUAAUGGGCACACAGCUAAAAGUGGAGUUCCUUUAUGGAACAUAUAUACACCGCAGACAUUAAUAUUGCCAUCUAGACACUGUACUGGAAAGGCAGACUGCUAACUACUGCCCAAAUUCACUUUUAGUUUGUAUGAAAUAUAAUUUAAUGAAUAAAAUUAUUCAAGUGGCAAAAACUUUGGAGCUGGGAAUUGCUUGAGUGAAAAAAAAGAAAGACAUCCACAAAGAGGGAGAAAUAUGUUUAUACAAACUAUUCAAGUGCCUUGAAGACCUCCCAGAAAAAUCAACACCCAAGGAUUGGACUUCCUCAGCCUGUCCCAGCUGAAAAAUGAGCCUUUUAUCACCACUUUCUUUAAGAAAAUAUAUACAGAUCGAAGAAAAAAAACACACAAAGACAUUCAGUUAAGCCAUUGUUUUCGGGCAUGUAGGAAUCGGGAACUAUGGAAGACUUGUAGUGGUCACACAGUCAGAGUUGGUUGUUCGAUGCAUCUGGUCCUCCAGCAUACCUCAGGUUGCAGAUAGAGUGGGCAGAUUGGUGGCAGCAGCUACUGAGAGGCAAUGCCUUACGACCAGUGUGGUGGGUGGAACUGGGGGCAGUGGCUCCUCCCAGUUUGGCCUUGUGUUCCUCAUUGCUCGUGGAUCAGGUUCUCGAGCACUUCUCUCAGCUUCACCUGGGCUCUUCCAAGUAUCACUGUCACAUAUUGACCUGAGAUACUCUCAGUGCAGCCCCCCAUACCCCAGAUGGGCUCACAGAGAAUGAGUCUUCAUGCCAGGUGAUCGAACAAAAGGCAGCUCUGGGUCCUCAUUUAAUUUCUUUUCCUUCCUGACUUGGUUGCUUUCAAUGUUAAAGAAACAAAUUGACUGAAUUAGUAUUUUUUUUUUCCUUUCUCACCUCAUCACUUUUCCAUUUCAUGCGAAUGCCCUCAGAUCAGCUCAAAAGGAUCGCAAUGCAGCACUCGCAGACUAUGGGAUCACACCCCCUGCUACGUUUCCUAGUCAACCAUAGCAUCUUGCAUGUCUACACAUUAUGGUUUAACAUUGUGGUCUACACUUUUUGGUCUAACAUUUUGGUCCUACGUUAUGGUCUAACAUUUUGGUCUACACAUUUUAGUGGCAGCAAUCAUUUGUCCUCUGCUUUAAGUUAAAUAUAAAAAAACACUGAUUGCCAUUUUUUUUAAGUGUUAGAAAUAUUUCAAAAAAGCCAAAGCUUAGGCAUAAUUGUUUAACAUUAAAGUUGAAACAGCAGAGACUCUGUCGGCUGUGCAUUUGGGAGUCCGUGGUAUAAAUGUGAAUUUGUCAUGAUUUGGCCCAGCAGACCAAAAUGUUGCAAGUGGACUCCGAGGGUAAGAGCUCAGGCUAGGGAAAACACAAAGCUUAUAGCACUUAACCAUGUCUCAUCAAGCUAAUGUGACUCUGUUAUGAGCAUCAGUUGUGUUUCUCGUUAAAUGGGGAUGACUGGAGUUCAGCAUGGCUAAGCUUAACUGUUUUAUUUCAGCUAGUUUUAGUUGACUUCAAUCUUUCAAGGCCUUCACCUUUCGCUAAGUGUCCAAUUGAUUGGAAGGUGACUCGAGCCAAAUCUCAAUGUCGAACUUGCCUGCACACAUGAUAGUUCCAGAAAUUACAGUCUGCAGUUUGUUUAGAGGAAUGUACACAUCAUAUAAUCACAAAAAAAGCGGGAGUGAUGCAUCCCGUGGCCGUUGGUGGGCCAGGGCGCCACUGCUCGUGAUACUUGACAGUGCCUUACACCUGAAGUCGGUUUCAGAGCGGCUGAAAUGCAAAUGGCUCUGCAACAGACCAGCACUAUGCAGCUCACUCUCUGUGGAAAUUAGCCUUAAAUGAAAUGUCACUGAGGUUCAGUCCAGUUUGGGUCCCUUCUUGUGUUUUUGUUUUGCUGUUUUUUAGACACAGAAUGAGCUGAAACUGCCUUUCUUACUAUAAAGCACAGUCCCUAUAAAAAUUCAAGGGAUUCCUCAGUAUAUUUUGUAAAUGAGAAAGUGAAAAACUAAAUAAAAAAUAAAGUGUUGUAUUUUAUAUAUAAUAGAACAUUUCAGUAUGGUAAUAUGUCACUAAUAUAUUUAUUUACUAAUAUAUUUAUCCAUUUUAGCCAGGUCUGGAAAUAUUUUCUUUUCCCUGUACAAAACAAUAUGUUUAUGAAAGAGUAAAUACCAUUGCUGAUAAUGUACCAGUCUGGCCUCAUUCCAAUUAUAUACAAAUAAAUUAUUUUGAAAUAAACCUUA
This is a messenger RNA of Brienomyrus brachyistius, 6521 nucleotides long. RefSeq names its product E3 ubiquitin-protein ligase RNF43. The transcript has 8 exons. Gene Ontology annotation, biological process: Wnt receptor catabolic process; ubiquitin-dependent protein catabolic process. NCBI's taxonomy places the organism in Eukaryota, Metazoa, Chordata, Actinopteri, Osteoglossiformes, Mormyridae. Bases 1635 to 4013 code for a protein of 792 amino acids. Gene Ontology annotation, molecular function: ubiquitin protein ligase activity; frizzled binding. The record is from RefSeq and is a predicted model, not a curated record.